Molecule: messenger RNA, 903 nt
Organism: Mytilus californianus (California mussel)
Lineage: Eukaryota; Metazoa; Mollusca; Bivalvia; Mytilida; Mytilidae
Product: low-density lipoprotein receptor-related protein 8-like
Exons: 5
Coding region: 1-903 (300 amino acids)
Molecular function (GO): protein binding
Source: RefSeq, a predicted model, not a curated record
AUGCCAAACCAAUUCAGAUGUAACAAUGGACAAUGUAUUGCAAGCAAUUGGCGUUGUGAUUGGACGCAGGACUGUAUGGAGGGUGAAGAUGAAAUCUGUGAUGAUCCAACAUGUGCUAAAGAUGAAAUAAGAUGUUCUAACGGCAAAUUUUUGAAAUCACAAUGGUUAUGCGAUGGUGAAGAUGAAUGUGGUGAUGGAAACGAUGAACAGAACUGUAGAAAACAUUUACAGCUUUAUUCAAAUAUUUGCAGAUCUGAAAUAAAGAAUGGGAUUGUGAGCAACAAACAAGUAGUUGUAAAUGCAGGUCUAGACUCACCUGAGGGUAUUGCUGUAGAUUGGAUCCAUCAUCAUUUGUACUGGACAAACACUGGACGAAACACUGGACUAAACACUAUUCAAGUAUCUAAUCUUGAAGGCGAUAAAAAAGCAACAAUAAUUGAUAAUGAUCUAGAUCUACCAAGAGGAAUCGCUUUAGAUCCAAAAAUGGAUUACAUUGAUAGUAGAAUUUUCUGGAUUGAUGCUAAACUACAUACCAUUAUGUCUGCUGAUUUAGAUGGUUCCCGAAUCCGUACCGUAUUACAUAAUAAUGCACAAAUAUCUCAUCCAUUUUCUAUGGCUGUAUUUGAGGAUGAAGUUUUUUGGACAGAAUGGUCCGGAGAUAAUAUUCUUACGGCUCAUAAAUAUACAGGAAAAAACUUCCAACGAAAAGUCCAAGGUCUAAAUAAGCCAAUGGAUAUGGAUACAGAUUAUACGUCUACUGUAGUGACGACAAUGACAAUACCAGAGAGAACUGUAAACGGUGACAACAACAUACUUACUACACAAUCAUCAGCUGAAUCCCAACCAACAUCCAUGAAGACACUUAGACCUGAUGAAAGAUCUGGGGAUUUUGAGUUUAUGUAA